GCAAGAUUUAGCUGUAAUGUUAAUAGAGUAAUUCGAGAAGGCGCCAUGGCCGUCGGCACCAGCAUCAUGGAGAACGCGGCCGACUUUGUCGAGUAUGUGAGCAGAUCUACGUUUCGAAUUGGAGCACUCGCCGCCGUCCAAGUCGCAGUGUUUGUGUUCGUGCAAGUGUUUCUUGCCACUGCCGUAUAUCGUCCAGCCGUCGAGAGAGAUCCGUCGACAAUGAUCUUGGCCAUUCCAGAUGCUAGAUAUGGAUACGGCACGCAGGACCUCUUUGAAUUGUACAUGUGGAUGGGUCCUGCGGUUCGCCGGUGGUACAUCUACUUUGAGCUCGUGGAUCUCUUCGUCUUUAUCCCGACAUGUAGCGCAACCGUCUCGUUCCUUCGCCUUCUCAUGCCUUUCAAUGUAGACGCGCCGUUCUUGACCCUACUUCUCCUUCUCGUCCACCGCCGCUUGGGUCGUCACGAACCGUUGAUCAUCUACCUGCCAUUUGUCGCGGCAAUUUUCGAUGCAUUUGAAAACGCUGCGCACAUCUACACCGCGCACACGUUCGAGUCACUUGAGUCCGUCCAGAAGGAGACGUGGAUUCUUGCAGCACACGUCGGAUCGAUCUCCAACAUCUUCAAGUGGGGCGCCAUCGGCGCCGUGUUCGUGUUGUUGUGCUGGAACUUCGGGAAAACUACCAUCCACGCCGGUCUGGACAACACAGACCCCUCAAAGAAAUCCGAUUAAUCUUCGCAUUGAACAUUACAAAAGAUUCGAAGAGUUAUUUACAUGCGUCUUGCGCCUCUACACACGAGAGCGUGAGCGUUGAUGAGUGUCGUUGCGGGCUUACCUCGAGCAGUGGCUGCUUUCGCCUGGGCUUCGCCCAGCAGCUCACGGACAUACGUUUCCGAAACUUGCCUGGCUAACUUGGGUGGGGGGUCGCAGAGGUUCGGUAGCGAGAUGGGUAGGUGAUUCUGUUCGUUGGCACUAAGUACGGACGCUCGAAUCGAGGAUGUUUGGUCGAGCAGAGGGGUGCCGAUGUCACUGUCGUAGACGUCGUCCACGAUUGAGCAUUUAGCGCUACCACCACCGCCAUCCUUCGCCGUGGCGUCUUCUUCUCGCAGCGCACGGUCUUUCAGCUGUGCCUGGACGAGCUUCUUUCUCGGCGAGCACUGCCCGACGUCCUUGGCGCCGCAGAUAUCCACCAUCAAGUCCACUCAG
Molecule: messenger RNA, 1203 nt
Organism: Aphanomyces invadans
Lineage: Eukaryota; Oomycota; Saprolegniomycetes; Saprolegniales; Verrucalvaceae
Exons: 2
Coding region: 46-729 (227 amino acids)
Source: RefSeq, a predicted model, not a curated record